Messenger RNA from Polyodon spathula (Mississippi paddlefish), 4299 nucleotides. RefSeq names its product discoidin domain receptor tyrosine kinase 2a (gene ddr2a). Gene Ontology annotation, biological process: positive regulation of kinase activity; protein phosphorylation; cell surface receptor protein tyrosine kinase signaling pathway. NCBI's taxonomy places the organism in Eukaryota, Metazoa, Chordata, Actinopteri, Acipenseriformes, Polyodontidae. Gene Ontology annotation, molecular function: ATP binding; collagen binding; protein tyrosine kinase collagen receptor activity. The record is from RefSeq and is a predicted model, not a curated record. Bases 187 to 2784 code for a protein of 865 amino acids. The transcript is spliced from 17 exons. Gene Ontology annotation, cellular component: membrane; signaling receptor complex.
UUUAUUUUUGAGGGACAUCUUACAUCAGCUCAGUUUAAACUAAGCAGCUUUGCUGUAAAAGAAGACUUGGGUUUUUCUUGAGAAAUUCAUCAAUAUUGACAGCACCUAACUGGAUUACAAGCCACUGGUGACCAAUGAUAUAAGACAGCAUACUUUAAAAGAACGGUACUUCUUUCUCUUUCUGAGAUGAAAUACUUUCCCAAGAUGCACUUCAUUCUGUUGAUGCUGCUGUAUCUGUUGGGUGCUGCAAGAACUCAAGUCAAUCCAGGUGUGUGCCGCUAUCCUCUUGGAAUGUCUGGGGGGCAGAUUCAAGACGAAGAUAUCACAGCAUCCAGUCAGUGGUCUGAAUCUACCGCAGCUAAAUAUGGAAGGCUUGAUUUUGAAGAAGGGGAUGGAGCUUGGUGCCCCGAGAUCCCUGUGGAGCCAGAUAACCUGAAAGAGUUCCUUGAGAUUGACCUGCGCACUCUGCACUUUAUAACCCUGGUGGGGUCACAGGGACGCCAUGCUGGGGGCCACGGCAACGAGUUUGCUCAGAUGUACAAAAUCAAAUACAGUCGGGAUGGGAGCCGCUGGAUAUCUAGAAAGAACCGCCUUGGGAAGCAGUUAAUCGAAGGGAACAAAAACGCCUAUGACAUUGUCCUGAAGGAUCUGGAGCCUCCCAUCAUCGCCAGAUUCGUUCGAUUCAUCCCUGUGACUGAUCACUCCAUGAACGUGUGCAUGAGGGUCGAGCUCUAUGGUUGUGAGUGGUUAGAUGGUCUGGUCUCCUAUAAUGCUCCAGCAGGACAGCAGAUCAUUGUGCCAAGAGGUUAUAAUGUUUACCUCAAUGACUCGGUUUAUGAUGGCGCAGUUGGUUACAGUAUGACAGAGGGUCUUGGGCAGUUGACCGAUGGAGUGUGGGGUCUGGAUGACUUCACACAGAGCCAUGUGUACAAUGUCUGGCCUGGCUAUGAUUAUGUGGGCUGGUCCAAUGAGAGCUUCACCACCAACUAUGUGGAGAUUAUGUUUGAGUUUGACAGAAUCCGGAACUUCACCACAAUGAAGGUUCACUGUAACAACAUGUUUUCAAAGGGGGUGAAGAUUUUUCGAGAGGUGCAGUGUUAUUUCCGCUCAGAGACCAAUGACUGGGAGCCCAACCCCAUCUCCUCCGUCCUGGUGCUGGACGAUGUUAACCCCAGCGCCCGCUUCGUCACCGUACCCCUCCUAAACCGCAUGGCCAGUGCCAUCAAGUGCCAGUACUACUUUGCCGACACCUGGAUGAUGUUCAGCGAAAUCACCUUCCAGUCAGACACUGCCAUGUACAACACAACCGGAGCUCCACCAAAAAUCCUACCUGGAACCCCUACCAGCACACAGCCAGGUGAUGACCCAACCCACAAAGUGGAUGACAGUAACACUCGCAUUCUGAUUGGCUGUUUGGUGGCCAUUAUCUUCAUCCUGGUUGCCAUUAUUGUUAUCAUCCUGUGGAGGCAGUUCUGGCAGAAGAUACUGGAGAAGGCUUCUCGGCGGAUGCUGGACGAUGAACUGACUGCCAGUCUGUCACUACAGAGCGAGACCUUCACCUAUAACAACAACAACAAUCGCUCAUCUUCAGUCAGUGAACAGGAGUCCAACUCCACCUACGACAGGAUCUUCCCCCUGGGGCCCGACUACCAGGAGCCUUCCAGGCUGAUCAGAAAGCUGCCCGAGUUCUCUCAGGCGGCCGAGGAGGCUGCGGCCGGCGGCAGCGGGGUUGUGAAGCAAACCCCGGCCAGCGGACAGGAGGGUAUGCCGCACUACGCCGAGGCUGACAUCGUGAACCUGCAGGGAGUGACUGGUAGCAACACCUACGCCGUUCCAGCUAUCACUAUGGAUCUGCUCUCCGGGAAGGAUGUGGCGGUCGAGGAGUUCCCCAGGAAACUGCUCACCUUCAAAGAGAAGCUUGGGGAGGGGCAGUUUGGAGAGGUGCACUUGUGUGAGGCUGAGGGAAUGUCAGAGUUUACUGACAAGGAUUUUUCUUUUGACAUCACUGCAAAUCAGCCUGUUCUGGUAGCUGUAAAAAUGUUACGAGCAGAUGCCAACAAGAAUGCCAGAAACGAUUUCUUGAAAGAAAUUAAGAUCAUGUCUCGAUUAAAAGACCCCAACAUUAUCCGCCUUCUGGCAGUGUGUAUCUGCAACGAUCCUCUCUGUAUGAUAACGGAGUACAUGGAGAACGGGGAUCUCAAUCAGUUCUUAUCCCGUCACGAGCCAGAGGGACAGGUCUGUCUGGCCAGCAACACCCCCACUGUCAGUUAUGCCAAUAUUCAGUACAUGGUCACACAGAUAGCAUCGGGCAUGAAGUACCUUUCCUCCCUCAACUUUGUUCACCGUGACCUGGCCACCCGUAACUGCCUGGUUGGCAAGAACUUCACCAUCAAGAUUGCUGACUUUGGGAUGAGCCGCAACCUGUACAGCGGAGACUACUACCGCAUCCAGGGGAGAGCCGUACUGCCCAUCCGUUGGAUGUCCUGGGAGAGUAUUCUGUUGGGCAAGUUUACCACUGCCAGUGAUGUGUGGGCAUUUGGGGUAACUCUCUGGGAGACUCUGACCUUCUGCAAGGAGCAGCCAUACUCCCAGCUAUCAGACGAACAGGUCAUCGAAAACACCGGCGAGUUCUUCAGGGAUCAGGGUCGGCAGAUCUAUUUGCCGCAGCCUGCCAUUUGCCCGGACCCUGUCUACAAACUAAUGCUAAGCUGCUGGAGGAGAGACACCAAGGAUCGGCCAUCAUUUCAAGACAUCUACCGCAGUCUUCUAGACUGCACAACCUAGGAGGAACAGCGUUUGCAAAGGCAAUGCUUGCAAACUGGACUUUGGUGUUUGUUUCUUCGUGUAGAAACACACCUAGUAUGUGCAGAUGGGAAUGUGGGGAGAAAGAGACAAUCAAGGAAGCCAAUGAAGGUUGACGGGCAUUAUUUAUAUAUGAGAAUUAUCAGCUCAGUGUCUAUAUUUGUUUAUUGUGUUGUCACACUGCCUAAACAACGGUUUCAGAGGGAGUGUCUUGAGGUCCUCCACAGCAAAUUAACUGAAAAGAGAAAGACAAAGGAGCAGUAAGAACAAUUGCCAGUAAGAACCAUAGUUCAGUGUGCUAAAUUCAGAGAUAUUGGUACUUCUUUUUAUUCUCGAGAUCUUUCGUUGUUAUAAAGACCUCUUUAAGGGCCUAUAAAGGGAAUUCCAUAUUAUAAUAUAUAAUAACUGUUUUAAUAGUAAUCGUGGCCUUAAUAAUUAUGGAAGCCUUUCUUUUUUCUAUCAAUGUUUAUAAGCAUUAUAUUGGAAGUUGUUUCAGUUUAAAAAAAAAUGUUAAAACUUAUACAGAAACUAUUAUAUUUUUUAAAUUAACACUUGCACAUUUUUGUAGAAGAACGCUUGAAAGUAAGACCCUAAACGGUGCAAUUUAGCCAAAUAUUAUUAAAAAUAAGGAAAGAAAUGCUCACGAAGGUAAUCUAAAAUUUUAAAAACAGCAUGUUAUUCUCUGGGACCAAGCACUAGAAAUGCUGGUGACAAUGAUGUAUAAAGAACUGCAUUUGUGUAUUUUAUUUUUUAGAUACUUUUGAAUGGAAGAGCCGUUUGUGGCCAUAUACUUAGAUAUGUAUGUAUGCAGAUUUUAUUAAAUACAUCCACCACACAUACCAAAGUGCUAUUAUACUAUCUUUAGAUAGUUAUUUUUUUGUUUUAAAUGCCCUAGAAAUGUCGUGCCAGCUAUAUUACUUAAAAUGUAGUCUAUGAUUUUGGAACUGGGAUUAGGACACACCUGCCCUGUGUUCACAGUAUAAUCUAUUUAUUAGGCCGGUGCUAUUUUCAUAUUUCCUAAUGCCAGUAAAAUGUAGGAAAAUAUGUUGUGUUGUAUCUUGUUGCAUGAGCCAUAAAGUAGUCAAAUAAAAGUUUAUUCUAAAUUAUUAUGUAAAAAGAAAACAAUAAAUAUCAAAUCCUAGGGGAAUUCCCUCUUCAAUCGAUUGUGUGUUCAUUGUUAUCCUCUACUGUUUUUGAAGACAUCCAUCAACUCCUAUGAGUUAAAAGACUUGACAAAAAUGCAGUUUAUUUUUGCCUAUACUGAAGCUUUCUGUAUUGGCUUCCAUACACACAAGAAUACUACAGUAUGCUUGUUAUCUGAAACACAGAAUUUGUCUCCAUUCCUUCAUGGUGCCAGUUCCAGAUAGGAAAGAAGACUUGACAUGUAGAUCUACAUAUUAGGUUUUCAUUUUAAAGGUAGCAAAAUUCCUUUGAAGGUAUAUUGAUUUUAAUUCAAUUCAAUUCAAUUUUCAAUGUAUUUUAUUUAUAUAGUACCUU